AGGUCAUAUGUUGUAAUAAACAAAAUUUUAGUAUGUCCUUGGCAGCGAUACGGCGUUCUAUUAAUAAAAAAUGUUUUUCGAUUGUGCUAAUAAGUCUUCUGGCCAUUGGACUGUGGUUUCUUGGCAUCUGGGAAGGUAGAUUGUCCAUGUCUACCAUUGAAGAAAUUAGGAAAAAAGAAGAAGAGAAACCUACGCAAAACCCUGUGAAUAAAACUACUCAGACAGAACUAGCAAUUACUGAGAGAAAACCUAGUGAAAAAAUUACACUUUCUCGUGCGGAACAAGAAGAAUUGGAGAUUCGACUUAAGAAAGCAACUGCUCAAAAGAUAAUACUUGUAUGGAUCAGCGGGUUUGGAGCAAAAGUUACAGCAACUGUUGAUCCAAAAGUAUGCGGCAACUGCAUAGUCACACAAGAUCGUAAUUUGCUUAACGACGAGAAGACAGGAGCCAUUGUUUUACAUUUUGAUGCUCUGAGGCCAGAUAAUGUGCCGCCUACUAGGAAUCCAAAUCAUUUAUAUUUGUUCUGGGUUAUGGAAUCAACGAUUGUCGUAGGCCGUUCUUUCGAAAAAGUUAUAAAAUUCGGAGAUGAGUUGCAAUUCAAUGGUAGUUAUACCCACAGGAGAGAUGCAGAUAUUUAUUCUCCCUACGGUAAUGUACAAUCGAUGUCUGAAACUAUAUUGAAAGGAAACAAAAUGACUCCGAAAGAAUUACUUGGAAUGAAGACAAAAUUGGGAGUUGCAAUUGUGUCAAAUUGUGCGAGUACAGUGGGUGCAAAAAAGCGAGUAACAAUGCUUAAGGAACUGAUUUCACACGGUGUUUUGGAUGGAUAUGGAGGUUGUUUGGGAGGUAGAAACUUUGCAAGUGGUCAUCGUCGUGAUUAUAGACAUCAUGAGGAAGUCAAAAAGUACAAAUUUUAUUUUUCGUUUGAGAACUCUUAUCAUUGCAAAGGUUACAUUACUGAAAAGUUUUUCGAUAAUGCACUUUCCGGAUUUGCAGUUCCUGUUGUCUGGGGAGCUGCGAAGGAAGAAUAUGCAGCUAUCGCCCCGCCAGGCUCUUUUAUUCACGCGGAAGAUUUCACUUCUAUGAAAGAGCUUGCUGAUUAUAUCAAGCAUCUUGAUCAAAAUGAUGAAGAAUAUUUAGAAUACUUAAAAUGGAUAACGAUGAAACCAAGCGAUCUACCCGAGUAUGGACGUCAAACUGGAUGGUGUCAGAUAUGUCGAGCUUUACAUGGAAUCAAUGUUGACGAUAUUUACAAUCCAAGUUACGAUCCAGAAAACCCAGAACGACCUUUAUUCACUGACGGUGUUGCGAAGCGUAUGGUUAAACCUAGUCUCACUUCAUGGUUUAUCGAAAGUGAAGAUCCUAAAUGCUUUCAAGAUCUGAAUUGAAACGAUCGUUUUAAAAAGAUGUCAGUGCAACUGCGAAUCUGAUGUUUUAAAACAUGCAUUAUCUUUUGCUUCAAUUGCUUGAAUAUGCAACGAAACUAUAUAUACAAGGCUGUAUAUUUCAAUUAUUCUGAUAAAAUAUCAGCCAUCGAAAUUUUGCACGAACAAGCCGGAGAUCCGUUGUAUACCCUAGGGCCUAGACUAGAGAAUCAUGUCGAUACAACCAAGAGUAAUCAAAAUAUCAAAAACGAAUAAAACUUGACUUGAGUUGGAGAACUUAUAUUUAUGACCUGAUGACAAGUCGUAGUCGCAUAAAAGGACAAACGCUACUGAAUUGUGUAAUUUGGGCUUCGAUUGCAUAACUUCUGAACUAUCAUCUAAAUUGAAAUUUUCGAACUGUGAGUCUACUUACUUGAUGCACUAAAAUUUGAACUAAAAUGUUUAGUUUUAUUACAUCACUACACAUAUACUUACGUAAUUAUACUUUAUUUUCGUACCAUGUAUUAAAGAAUUCAAUAUAUAUGCGGUGUAUGGUCACAACAAAGAAAGUCUUAUAAUCAUUCUAAUUAAAAUUCAAUUUUAUAAAAAAAAAUUCUAAUUUGUAUACAAGUAUACAGACAGACGUUUAGGACCAGACGUUUCGAUCAACGCAGGCUGGAGUGCGAAGUACGUUUAUCCAUAUUACGCUAUGAUGGGCGUCAAAUUAGAUAGGAAUAGAUACGGGUUGAGAAAUUGCGAUAGUACUUCUAUUGAAUCUCGAGGCCUGAUAUCUUCAUAAACACCCUCACGUAUGACUUUCGGUACAAUUCUUCGAAUAUUCCCAUGAAUUUUGCUGACAUCGCGUUGCCAUAUAUAUUAGUCAUCUGACUUUAGUAUCCAUGCAUUCGAGGGUUGAUUUCUUGGUUAAGUUUUUCACGCAAUAGUUAGUGAUGCAUCGCUAAAUUAGCGCUUGGAGUUUUGUAACAAUUGUGACCUCGAUGACAAAACAUCUUGUCUGACAUUGCGUUGACAUAUUAG
Messenger RNA from Styela clava, 2402 nucleotides. Its product is annotated as 4-galactosyl-N-acetylglucosaminide 3-alpha-L-fucosyltransferase FUT5-like. The record is from RefSeq and is a predicted model, not a curated record. Gene Ontology annotation, molecular function: alpha-(1->3)-fucosyltransferase activity. Gene Ontology annotation, cellular component: membrane. Lineage: Eukaryota; Metazoa; Chordata; Ascidiacea; Stolidobranchia; Styelidae.